This is a messenger RNA of Sphaeramia orbicularis (orbiculate cardinalfish), 3142 nucleotides long. Its product is annotated as mucolipin-3-like. Gene Ontology annotation, molecular function: NAADP-sensitive calcium-release channel activity. The transcript has 13 exons. Lineage: Eukaryota; Metazoa; Chordata; Actinopteri; Kurtiformes; Apogonidae. Gene Ontology annotation, cellular component: plasma membrane; lysosomal membrane. The record is from RefSeq and is a predicted model, not a curated record. The coding region runs from base 116 to 1744 and encodes 542 amino acids.
CGAGGGCUGCUGUGGUGACUGCACUGUCUGCUCUUUAAAACACAGACGAGCCACAGAAGUAGGCAUUUGUUCAGUGGCAGCAGCUCCUGUGGACACAGCAGGUGUUAACAGUGCUAUGGAGGAAUCCGAGCCCAUUAUGGCUGCGAGGUCAGAGGAGAGGAGGCUGAAUGGACACUGCAGAUGGAGCGCUCACACUCAGAACCUGGAGUCCAAGAUGGUGGAAGAGUUUAGACGGAGACUCAAGUACUUCUUCAUGAACCCCUGUGAGAAAUACAAAGCCAGGGGUCGCAAACCAUGGAAACUAAUGCUGCAAAUAUUAAAGAUUGCAAUCAUCACAGCCCAGUUAGUUUCCUUCGGCCUCAGCAACGAAAUGAUGGUCACCUUCAAAGAUGAAAAUCUGAUGACAUUCAGACAUCUGUUCCUCAAAGGAUAUAAGGAUCAAAGACAGGGAAACUACGCAUUAUACACAAAAACAGACGUAUAUGACCACAUCUACUUCAUCAUCAACAGGUACAUCAAUCUCCAAAAUCUGACUGUGGGCAACCUUGCAUAUGAGAAACUCAAAGGUGUGAGCACGCCUCUGUCAGUCUGUCAGGUGUUUUACAGAAACAGCUGCAUCGAUCCAGGCAAUGAGACCUUUAACAUUGACCCACACAUUGAUGAAGAUUGCAUUUCCAUACACCCUAUGCAGACAUUGGACAACAUGAACUUCUCUUUAGAUUUCAAGAGGCUGCUAUCAGUGAACAUCUACCUCACCCUGAAAACCAUCAAUCUGCAGACUGUACGGCACCAUGAGCUACCAGACUGUUAUGACUUCCAUAUAACAAUCAUCUUCGAUAACCAUGCACACAGCGGAAAGAUAAAGGUGGACGUCGAAAACAAUGUGACGAUUUAUGAAUGCAGAGACUGGAAUAUUGAAGGCAGCUCGGGGAAGAUCGAUUACCCCCUGCUGCUGUUUGACUCUGUGGUUAUCCUCGCCUGCUUCACCUCUCUCAUCCUCUGCACACGAUCUGUCAUCAAUGGUGUCCAACUUCAGUUUGAGUUUAAUAUAUUCUUUCAUGCCUACUACAAAAAAGUUGUGAGCUGGUCGGAUCGCAUGGAGUUUAUUAACGGCUGGUAUAUUCUUAUAAUUGUCAGUGACACCCUGACUAUUGCUGGGUCAGCCCUUAAAAUUGGAAUACAAUCAAAGUUCCUGACAAAUUAUGAUGUGUGUAGUAUUUUGUUGGGAACAGCCACAAUGCUUGUCUGGAUUGGGGUGAUUCGUUACCUUGGUUUCUUCAAGAAAUACAAUAUCUUAAUCUUGACCCUGAGGGCAGCUUUCCCAAAUGUGAUCAGGUUCUGCUGUUGUGCGGCUAUGAUCUACCUCGGCUACUGCUUCUGUGGUUGGAUCGUGCUCGGUCCGUACCACGACAAAUUCAGAACACUUGACAAGGUGACAGAGUGUCUGUUUUCCCUCAUCAACGGUGAUGACAUGUACGCCACCUUUCUAAAGAUGAGAGACAAGAGCUACAUGGUGUGGCUGUUCAGCAGACUCUACCUCUACACCUUCAUCUCCCUCUUUAUCUACAUGGUGCUCAGCUUGUUCAUCGCUCUCAUCACUGACACAUAUGAGACCAUCAAGCAUAAUCAACAGGAGAAGGUUCCGGUGUCCCAGCUUCAGGCUUUCAUAGCCGAGUGCAGGGACCAGCCUGAGUCUGGAAGAUACCAGAUUGAUAAAGAGCCGCCAUCCUGCUGUUUUGGUUGAUACGCAAACAUGAAGUAUGUGAGCCAGAGACCGGAUCUGUGCUAAAUAUCAUCUUUCACCUGCGUUGAAGACCUUUUAGUUUGAUGUUGUCUUACUGAACACUACUCAGAUCAUAAGAGAUCAGAACAACUGUUUAGAGGGCUUGAUAUUAACUUUUAUUAACUGGGCAACUUUUAUUGAUAAAAAAUAUUUGUCAGAGAUGGUGGAAAAAAAACACAACCAAAAAUCAUAACACCAAAAUCUUGCCUUCUAACAUAUAAUGGAGUACAGUAUUAAACACCUGUAUUAAUUAUGGUAGAUUUAAUAUUGAAUUUGGAAUGUAUUAUGUUUUAUUUUCAUAAUUAUUAUUGUAGUAGUAGUAGUAGUAGUAGUAGUAGUAGUAGUAGUAGUAUUGCUGUUGUUGUGUUGUUUUUGUUAUUACAGUACAAUGCUUACAAAAAACGUAGGCCAUGUCUAGGUGUGUUGUUUUUGCAGGGAUGAAAUUAUCAUAGAUAUUUACUUUCUAUUAUUUUUAUAUGUCUUAAUAAUAGAUACACAAAAAAUUGAACUAAAUGAGUUUUAAAGGUUAAAGUGACAAUUUAGUGUGACUCCCGACCCCAUGACAAGAAGCAGCACAAACAGAAACAUCUUAUAUGUGUUCAGUGAAACCUGGUAUAAAAUAUACAAAAAAUGAUGCAAUAAAUCUCAUAUUUAUGAACAAAAGGGUUAAAGAAAUGCUAAAUGCAAAGAGAUAGCACACUAAAUAGUAUACCUCUUUGGCUUAUAGAAGCUAAUUUUUCCCUGAAAGUUUUUUUUUUUACUACAGUACAUACUUAUAGAUCUAUAUGUACAGAGUGUAUCUUAAUAAAGAGAAUGAGAAAUGCAUAUGUGUGUUUAUUAUAGUAAAACAGCAAUCCUUGGAUUUUUGAACAUUGCAGUAUGUUUUUUAGUAUCUCAUGCCUUGGUUUAAUUAUUAUAUGAUGAUGCUUUGAUAUGUUCUACACCUCACUGCUAUUACUCAUGCCAGCAAAGCCCUUGAAAUCAACUGAAAAACAUAUAAUAAUGAAAAAUCUGCACAUUGUAAGGAAGGUAUAUUUGGAUGGUUGUUUCUAAUCAUAUUCUGAUUUCACUGAUCUACAACUUUUUUUUUUUAAAUUGUUAUCUGUAACAGACAUUAAAUGUACUAAAUCUCAUACACUUUAGUAAGAUGAAUUGGAAAACAAAUGACAAAAGUGUUGGUUAGCUCAUAUUUUCAAUGCGUAUAAUUAAGUAUUACAUUGGUUUAUGAACAUUUAUACAAUAGAUUUAUAAAUCUUCCUCUAGAAAGAACCUGAAAAGUGAAUGUAAUGUAACAUGCAGUGUUACAUUUUGGGUUAAGAUAAAAUGCAAUAAAAUGAAAAUAAAAAUAAAAAAACGCUA